Rotaria socialis is the source of this 1107-nucleotide messenger RNA. The record is from the annotation of a GenBank genome assembly. NCBI's taxonomy places the organism in Eukaryota, Metazoa, Rotifera, Eurotatoria, Philodinida, Philodinidae.
AUGUCGUACAUAAACGUAGUUUUUAAAACGAGUGACACAAAUAGAACGUGCUUACAAUUACCAGUUAAUUUCACAUAUGAAGAUUUCGUUGGUGUAGCAGAACGAUUGUAUGGUGCCGGUUGUUGUCAAGUAUUGACUUUUGUUGCUGGUAGUAAAAAUAUACAUGUACAUGAUCGAACACAAUUUGAUAAGAGCAGAGAAUUUAUUAAAAAUCAUUGUCAAAUAUGGACUGCGCAAAAAAUGAUGGGUGGUUGCUUCUUGCGGGAUACAUUCAUUUUACUUUCGGACGGAACUAGAAAAAACAUAAGCGACGUUCAAGUCGGUGACAGCUUACUGGCAUUUACCACCUUCGGUGAGAUCGUUACUACGUCGAUUCAAGAAGUUUUCGUUCAUGAUGUCGACGAAUAUAUCAAACUAAGUGCUGGAGAUAGCCUGUUGUGUGUGACGCGUGAACACCCAUUCUUUGUCGGAAAUGACAGCUUUUGUUCACUAGAGAAACUUCAUAUCAACGACUGCAUCUACAGUUUGGUUGAUGGUCGGCUUCAAUCAAUGUCCAUCAUGAGCAUGGUAACUAUUGUUGCCCCGACUACACGUGUAUACAACCUGCGCACUGCAGAACCACACACCUAUUUUGCUAAUGGAUUUGCUGUUCAUAACAAAUUCGGUGCAGAGUUUGUCGAUCUGAGCAACAUUAGUGGUCUCAAACGACUUGAAUGGAGUCCCAGCGGUCCCACAUGGUAUACAGCAAAACCUGGUCUUUGCCUUGAGGGUCAGUGCACCAAUACAUCAUGUGAAGCGCACAAAUGUGAAAAAUACAAACGGACAGUGAUUAUUAAUCUUGGAUUUAGACAAUUCGAUCUGCUGGCAGACGCCAAUGCUGAUACAGCGAAGUGUCCCGCAUGUGCACGCUAUGUCGAACCGAAGACAUGCGCUUUCAACAGAUGCAAAUGGCGGUGGCAGGGAAUUAAGCAAGCUCAAAGUGGUAUGCCACCUGAGAACAUUUCGGCAGACUGGAAAGUUGCUGACAAUGCUUAUCAUCGAUUCGACCAAGAUGUCAGUGGAACAGUCAUAUGGAGAAAAUUAAUUAUUGAAACGCAAGAGAACUGA